AUGCAAGUGCGUGUCAUUUCAAGAAGUGGCCCAAUCUUCUCUCAGAUCCACAAUUCAUCAGAUUUCACCUCACCAUCCAUGCCCAUAAAGAAGAAGAAGAAGAAGAAAAACUCAUUUGCGUCUCUUCGUCUCAUGUUUUUCACACUAUCACGUUUAACCACAAAACCCCCCAAAACGAAACUGAUGGCAUUUCAAGAAAGCUUUUUCGGCAGCUCUCUGAUUGCUGGGUCAUGUCAUGGCUUGGUCUUGGUGGUGGCUGAGGAAAAUAUUAAAUAUUUGUUCAAUGAUGAGUCAAUUGGAAGUGAUUUGGGGAGUUUGUAUGCAAAUUGGCGUCAAAAAGGGAAGAAUUUGGAGGAAGAUGACUACUAUGAACCGGAUAUUAAAAGUACUUUUGUUGAUAUCUACUCUAUGAGAGAGGGUCUUUGGAGGAGACCUGAGAGUUCUCCUUAUGAUCAUUCAUUUAACGACCUUGAUUCUAGGGUUUUGGUAAAUAGGGCUUUGCAUUGGUUGGCUAGUAGAACUUCUCAUUAUUCAUUUCUGAUUGUUGCUUUUGAUGUAAGUGAUGAGAAAUUUUUGGAGGUGCCAACGUCUACUAUUAUUGAUAACAACAAUGUUGGGUAUUAUGAUCUUGUGGCUCUUAAAGGGUCUCUUUGUAUGCUCGCUUAUCAGAUCGCUUAUCCAGAAGAAAACAAAAUUGAUGUCUGGAUGAUGAGAGAGUAUGGAGUUGAGGAGUCUUGGACCAAAUUUAGGAUUAUAGGAUUGAAUGUAGUGUAUAGUUUGACACCCUUGUUAAUGAGUGGUGAUGAUAUUGUAUUUAAGGUAGAUAUAGGCAAUAUUGAUGGGAUAAGUACUCCGUAUGGAGGAGCUAGAACUUUCAUGGAGAGUCUUGUCUCUUGGCAAUGGAAUUGA
Messenger RNA from Nicotiana tabacum (common tobacco), 909 nucleotides. RefSeq names its product F-box/kelch-repeat protein At3g06240-like. Lineage: Eukaryota; Viridiplantae; Streptophyta; Magnoliopsida; Solanales; Solanaceae. The record is from RefSeq and is a predicted model, not a curated record.